Messenger RNA from Epinephelus lanceolatus (giant grouper), 3634 nucleotides. RefSeq names its product glycosyltransferase-like domain containing 1 (gene qtman). Gene Ontology annotation, molecular function: glycosyltransferase activity. The record is from RefSeq and is a predicted model, not a curated record. Lineage: Eukaryota; Metazoa; Chordata; Actinopteri; Perciformes; Serranidae.
GCCGGGCGGAAGAUGCAGUCAGAGAGCUCCUCACAGGCUCGCAGUGUCCUGCUGGUGGAGGCAUUCUACGGCGGCUCCCACAAACAGCUGAUCGACUUGCUGCAACAAAACAUUGGCGGCUGCUCCGUCUUCACGCUACCCGCUAAGAAAUGGCACUGGAGGGCGAGAACAGCGGCGCUGUACUUCAGCCAGACCAUCCCCACCUGUCCGUCAUACAGAGUUCUGUUCAGCAGCUCAGUCCUGAACCUGUGUGAGCUGGUAGCUCUCAGACCAGAUUUGUCCCGUCUGAAGAAGGUUCUGUACUUCCACGAGAACCAGCUGGUUUAUCCAGUCCGCAAAGACCAGGAGAGAGACUUCCAGUAUGGAUACAACCAGAUCCUCUCAUGCCUGGUGUCGGACGUGGUGGUGUUUAACUCCGUCUUCAACAUGGACUCCUUCCUGUCCUCCAUCUCAUCCUUCAUGAAGAAGAUCCCAGACCACAGACCCAAAGACCUGGACCUGCUCAUCCGGCCCAAGUGUGUGGUUCUGCACUACCCGGUCCAGUUCCCUGAUGUCUGCAGGCUGCUGCCCAAACACAAACUCCUCCGUAGGCCAGCAGAGCCAUCUCAUGGUGAUGACAUCAUCAUAGUGCAGAAUGACCAGCAGCAGCAGACUCAAAGGAGUGAAGAGCAGCAGCAGGAGGAUCCACAUGAGUCCAGAUCUGAUCCCAGAACAGAUCAGAGACCAGGUAGUGAAGACCAGGUGAAACCUCUGCACAUCGUCUGGCCUCACAGGUGGGAACAUGAUAAGGACCCUGACCUGUUCUUCUCCACUCUGAUCAAACUGAAGGAGAGACAAGUCGACUUUCAUCUGUCGGUGCUUGGAGAGACUUUCACUGAUGUGCCAGAGAUCUUCUUGGAGGCCAGGCGUCUGCUGGACGGUCACAUACUGAACUGGGGUUUCCUGUCCUCCAAAGAGGAUUACCUGCGAGUGCUGAGUGAGGCUGACGUGGUCAUCUCCACAGCCAAACACGAGUUCUUUGGAGUCGCCAUGUUAGAGGCGGUUCAUUGUGGCUGUUAUCCUCUGUGUCCGAAGGCUCUCGUGUAUCCCGAAAUAUUUCCAGCAGAGUACCUGUACUCCACACCUGAGCAGCUCUGUAAACGGCUGCAGGGACUUUGCAGGAGGCCCGACGUCGUCCGCAGACACAUUGUCAAGGUUGACACCUCCGCCUUCUCCUGGACAUCUCUGAAGGAGCGUUAUGAGACUCUACUGGCAGCUGAGUGUCCCUGAAUGCACCGUGGCAGCUCGGACCAGGGUAAUCUGCCCUCAUUAGCUUUGAUGUCCCCGAACGCACUAUGGCAGCUCAGACCCGGGCACUCUGCCUUCAUUAGCUCUGGAGUCCCUGAACACACCGCGGACCCGGGCACUGUGCCUUCAUUAGCUCUGGAGUCCCUGAACACACCGCGGACCCGGGCACUGUGCCUUCAUUAGCUCUGGAUGGUUUGGAGGUUGUCGUCAUGCCUGACUCUGCGCCAUGUCCCGCAGAAAGCGGCGGUGACUUCCAGCCAGAGCGUCUCAGGCACCUCUGAGCCCAGAAUCAAAGGCAGCACGGCGGGCCGGAGACGCCGAGUCUGGACCUGUAAACGUCCCCGUCCUCUCGCUCUCUUUUAUGUCUGUGGUUUGGGUGGAGGAGGGGGGGUUAACGUGUAAAAGCUUUCAUGUUUCCACAGGCGGUGCCACCUCAUAUAUCCGGCUGGAUCCAUUUUUACCCUUUGUGCUGUUGUGGUGGUGUUGUUGACCACAGAGACUGAGCGGCAGCCAGGCUGUGGUUUGUGUCUGUAGCCCCACCUGAGCUGCAGCCAGGUUCACUCCGAGACACACUUAAACACUCCACAGAGAAACAAACUGCAACUGGAACAUAAAUAAGAUUUUAUCAGACAUGUUUCUGAUCAGCUCACUGCUGCCUGUUCAAUAAGGUGUCCGUUCAAAAAUGAAAAAGUAUAAACCAAUAAUUUAAAUAUUAAACAGGUAAUAAAUGAUGUUCAGUCCUCAGAAGCUGCAGCAGCUCGUCUCAUCACUAAGAACUGAUCCUGGCUCAGUUUUCUGUCUUUGCGUUUGAAGUUAAGAUGUGUGAGCAGCUCACAGCUCCAGGCCUCAGGUCAGUGAUCCAGCUCCUGCAGCUACAGACCAACCAACCACUGUGUGUUUAUAACUGACCUCAGGUCAGAGGAGAGAACGCUCUAAUCACACUUUGAUCCACAGCGACAGCAGCAACGCCACUGAGCACGCUCAGACGCCUCAACCAGAACCUCCUCAGACCGUCCUCUCAACACAACAGUCCUCCCUGAGCACACUCAGACCCCCACAAUUCUGCCACUAAAGGGUAGCAUUGUGAGAUGUGUAGAGUCAACAUGUUAACACACACACACACAGUGAACGUGUGUAUUAACAGGCCAAUGAAAAGCUUUAAUGCUUCUGUGCUUUAUGAAAUCGGCAGUAAAAACUUUAUUAGUCUCAAGUUGUUCUGGAGGUUUACGAUGUCAUUAGGUCGUGACCUCAGUUCCACGCUGAUGUCACUAUCGACCUGUGUGGUGGUUACAGACUGUACUACAGCUUCAUUGUACACACUGUGAAGCUAACUGGACUGUGAAGCUAACUCUAAGGACUUUGAAGCUAACUCUGAGCUAACUAAACUUUGAAGCUAAUUCUGAGCAAUCUGAACUUUGAUGCUAACCCUAAGCUAAGUGGACUUUGAAGCUAACACUAAGAACUUUGAAGCUAACUCUUGAUUUAACUGAACUUCAAAGCUUACUUUGAGCUGACUGGACCUAGAUGCAUACGCUGAGCUAACUGGAAUUUGAAGCUAACACUAGGGACUUUGAAGCUAACUCUGAGUUUACGGAACUUUAAAGCUAACUAUGAGCUAACGGGAUAUUGAAACUAACUAGGUCUUUGAAGCUAAUCCUGAGCUAACUGAACUUUGAAGCUUUCCCAAGGCUAAGUGGAUUUUGAAGCUAAUAGGAGCUAACUGGACUAUUAAGUUAACUCUGAGAUAACUGGACCUAGAUGCUAACUCUGAACUAACAGGACUUUGAAGCUGACUCUGAGGUAACUAGACUUUAAGGCUAACUCUGAGCUAACUGGACUGUGAAGCUAACUGAGCUAACUGAGCUAACUGGACUUUCAAGCUUUCUUUAAGCUAACUGGACUUUUAAACUAACUAAACCUAGAGUAUCUGUCAGUUUAGUUUAUUUGCAGGUUAAAUUCAAACAAACACCCAAAGAAUGUUUUAAACCAUUGAGUAGGGAGAGGGAAAAAAUGUGUGUUUAUUGAUAACCUUGACAUGGUUCAUGAUUGCUACUAUAGAUCUGCUCUGAGAAACAUUUUUAACCAAAGGAGAACAAGAGUUCUGUUAGUGAACAAAAGCCUCUAAUGUAUUUUGGCUGGUUAUUGUUGCUGUAGUGCUUUGUCAGUUGACCCAGUUACAUGUUUGUGAGGACCAUGUGUGUGUUCAGAGCAGCUGUUUGUUUAUUAACAGACACACAGACACAGUCUGCUGCAGGUGAAACAUUUCACCUAAGGACGACAUCAUCACCUUCACCUGGUCAUGUGACACCGUGUGAUGCUGUUUUUAAAAAUGGUCAUGACAAUAAUU